Molecule: messenger RNA, 1755 nt
Organism: Prunus mume (Japanese apricot)
Lineage: Eukaryota; Viridiplantae; Streptophyta; Magnoliopsida; Rosales; Rosaceae
Product: Target of Myb protein 1
Biological process (GO): protein transport to vacuole involved in ubiquitin-dependent protein catabolic process via the multivesicular body sorting pathway
Molecular function (GO): phosphatidylinositol binding; ubiquitin binding
Source: RefSeq, a predicted model, not a curated record
AGAGAGAAAGAAAAAAAGUGCCUGAAGAAAAAGGCUGAAACUCCAAGGAAGGAAGGAGAGAGACUACACAAAAUAUUCACUUUACUGAGUCGUUGCGCCUUGCCGUCUCUCAAGUUCUCAACCCACUCCUCAAUCUCUGUUCCCAUUCUCGAAUUCUCAAGAGACAACAGUUCGUUGUUAAGAAAAUUGAGGGGCGGAAAAGGGAGGGAUUUCGGGGAAGAAAAGUUCUCAGCUUUGGCCAAUUAAGGAAAACUUUUAGGAGGUUUCUGUUUUAGAGUUAGCAGGAUUCUGAAGAUGAGUGACAAUUUGAUGGAGAAAGUGAGUGCUUUUGGCGAACGCCUCAAGAUCGAAGGGUCUGAGGUCGGUCGAAAGAUGAGCGCUGGCUUGAGCUCAGUGAGCUUCAAGGUGAAGGAGCUCUUCCAAGGCCCAAACCAAGCAGAUAAGAUCGUCGAAGAUGCCACAUCAGAGGCGCUUGAUGAGCCUGACUGGGCUAUGAAUCUUGAUAUUUGUGACAUGAUCAAUACUGAAAGAGUCAACAGUGUCGAAUUAGUUCGUGGAAUAAAAAAGCGGAUUAUGUUGAAGAAUCCUAGGGUCCAGUACCUCUCGCUAGUACUGCUUGAAACAUGUGUUAAGAACUGUGAGAAGGCUUUCUCAGAGAUAGCUGCAGAAAGAGUUCUUGAUGAGAUGGUGAAGCUGAUUGACGAUCCUCAGACUGUUGUUAAUAAUCGCAAUAAGGCUUUGAUGCUGAUCGAAGCAUGGGGGGAAUCGACCGGUGAGCUCCGCUAUUUGCCUGUUUACGAGGAAACAUACAAGAGUUUAAGAUCAAGGGGUAUUCGGUUCCCUGGUCGUGACAAUGAGAGUUUGGCACCAAUUUUCACUCCCCCACGUUCGGUUUCAGCUUCUGAGUCAGAUGCUAGCCUUUCCCAGCAAAUUCCGCUUGAUAUUCCUGUGCAAGGCUUUACGGCUGAACAAACAAAGGAAGUAUUUGAUGUUGCAAGAAACAGUAUUGAGCUUCUUAGUACCGUUUUCUCCUCUUCAACCCAACAAGAUGCUUUACAGGAUGACUUGACAGCCACACUUGUACAACAAUGUCGUCAGUCUCAAUCCGCCGUCCAGAGAAUUAUAGAGACAGCUGGAGAAAACGAGGCCUUGCUGUUUGAAGCGUUGAAUGUGAAUGAUGAGAUCCAUAAAGUUCUAUCCAAGUAUGAAGAACUGAUGAAGCCUUUGGUAGUUCCGACUGAGCCAGAACCUGCAAUGAUACCCGUUGCUGUGGAGGCUGAUGAAUCACCGAGUCAUGGGAAAGAGGAUUCCUUGAUUAGAAAACCAGCUGCUUCUCGAGGUCUGGUCCAUGCAGGGAGCCAUGAUGACAUGAUGGAUGAUCUGGAUGAGAUGAUAUUUGGCAAGAAAGGUGUAAGUUCUUCUGAAGGAAGCCAAGAUCCGAAGAAACAGCAGCCGGCAGCAAAGGAUGACCUGAUCAGCUUUUGAGAGGGUGUAAAUGUAUUAUUCCAUGUACUUGGACUGGAGAGCUUUGCUGGGGUGAAUACCAGGCUAUUUAGAUGUUGAUUAUUUGAGACGCCGCUGAAGUUUGAUGUUUGAAAAAUUUCACCUUCAUGAACAUAAUUGUCGUUUUUUUUUUCUCCUUCCCUGUUCUUCUCAGUACAUUGACCUGCACACAAAACAUUUUGUGUAAAAGUAAUUAUUAUCAAAUUUGGAUGCACAGUAAUCUGAUGGACACUAAUAAAAUAUAUUAUUCUA